AUGGAAAACGAAGACACCCCCACACCCCCAGAGAACAAGGCAGAGGCUCCAGCGGUCCCAUCAAGUCCUGGCCUGAGUUCCACCAAAACGGAGGCUGAUGCGGAGCCCAAUUCGGAGCCCACCAUGUCAGCCAAUCAGGCUGGGCUUGCCGAUGCCACAGAGAAGGACAGCAGAGAGCAGCCUGUAGCUUCCAGGAGACCAGAGAGGGAGCCCCAACACACAGGAUCACCCCAGGAGUGCUCAGGGGAGCUUCAGACGGAGGAGCCCUCAGAGAAGCCCUCAGAGUCACCUCUGGCAACCCAGGAAGGGUCGAUGGAGCUGCAAGCUGGCGAGGAACAAGCCCAGCCUAGCGGGGACUGUGUGACCCCUGAAGGGCAGCCAGAGCCAGCCGUGGACCAGCAGGAGGAUCUGCAGAGUGCCGAGGCCCAAGAGAUUCAUCCCUCCCGGAGCUGCCAGGUUAUCCCAGGACACUGGGGCGCAAAAGAGCCCCCCGUGCCCUUGGCAGAGGGAAACACAGACCAUGGUCUGGAGACAGCAUGCACCCUGGACAACGGGAGUCAGGCCCAGGUGGACGAGCCUCCCAGUGAAGCAGGCCUCCUACAGGUCAGGCUUCAGGAGCCUAUGCCAGUACCCAGCUCAGGGACACACAAGGACAGCCCCCUGGAGCCAGUGUCCCCCAAGCCCGUGGCGACUGCACAGGAAAAGAAGGCCCUUCCCCUCUUGCAAUCUGUGCCAGGAUCUCGAAUACACAAAGACAGAAGUGAGGCUGUGGAGACCAAGGCGACGCCAAGGCCUCUCCCUUUUACAGAGGUGAGAGACCUUGAGAAGAAGGAGCUGACCCAAGGGCAGAAGCAACGGCAUCAGGCUUUGGCGGCUGUAGGCACCCACGGCCCUGGGAACCAUCGGCGGGGUUUCAUGAAGUGCCUACUGGAGGUGGAGGAACAGGAGGAAGCCACCCACAGGAGGACUUUGAAGACUCGGACCCUGACAACCCGGAAGUCCUCCAAGAACCUCACUUCUGUGUCCACCUCAGGCUCCGCCAACAGCUCAGUUCCAUCCUUACCUCUGACCCUGAAUGAGCCCUCCAACUCAGUUCCAGCUACUAUGGCACCAUGGGUCAGAACAACAGGCCCCGGGCAAGCCCCUGCCUCCGGGGGGUCCCCUGGCUCAGUUCUGUCACUUCCCACCCAGGAUCUGAGCUGGAGAUGGCCAGAGAUCUUGCCCCAGAGCAACGAGAGGAACCUCAACUUUGUCAAGUCACGGCAGGAGCUGGAAGAGCAUGGCCUCUACAAACUCUAUCAAAGCUGGGAGGAGCGAAGUGAGGAACACCUCACCCUGAAGCAGGAGGAAGCCUUCCGCAGCUACUUUGACCUCUUCAAUGGCUCUGGUGAGGUGGACGCGAGGAGCCUCAAGAACGUCUUGCUUCUAAUUGGCCUCAACCUUACUCCGGCGCAGCUGGAAGAAGCCCUGAUGAGUGCAGAUGUAAAUGGAGAUGGUCAUGUGGAUUUCAAAGAUUUUUUGGCUGUGAUGACAGAUACCAAGCGCUUCUUGUACUCUGUGGAACAGAAUGUCUUGAUGGAUAUGUCACCUCUGAACCCCUACACGCUGUUCUUUGAGAUCCUCUCUCUGCUGGUGGAGAUGCUGGCCCUGCCGGAGGUGGCCCUUGAGGAGAUCACGAAUUACUACCAGAAGAAGCUGAAGGAAGGUUCCUCCAAAGCCCGAGAGAUGGAAUCGGCGAUAAGCUCACUGCGCUCAAGGAAGAAGCUCUCUUACAACCCUCAGCAAGCAGACAACUUAGAAGUCCCAGAACGAAGGGUCCUCAGGAUCCUGAGCCGGCUGAAGCAGCAGAACUAUGCUGCCAAUCUGCAGAGCCCCUAUGCCCAGGUGCCCUGCAUCCCACUCUGCCCGAGGCUGGACAAGAAGACAGUCCGUCGAAAGCAGGGUAGCCAUAACCAUUCUAUGCUGGAUCACUGUGUUCCCACAAGCCUGGGCCCUGAAAUCCAUGGUUUCUUCUUCCAGUCAGGACAGCAAGCAAGCAGGGAACACAGCUCUGACAGCAGAAAGUGGCUUAACUCCGUGCCGGCCCGAACCCACUGAUCCUCUGGCUCUAGAAGUUCAAGGCCUACAGACAGCUAGGCCAUGGGGUAGGGCCUGGCAUUGGGAGUUUGCUUUCAUGGCCUGGUAAGCC
This is a messenger RNA of Psammomys obesus (fat sand rat), 2188 nucleotides long. It is a transcript of the gene Spata21, whose product is annotated as spermatogenesis associated 21. NCBI's taxonomy places the organism in Eukaryota, Metazoa, Chordata, Mammalia, Rodentia, Muridae. Gene Ontology annotation, molecular function: calcium ion binding. The record is from RefSeq and is a predicted model, not a curated record. Bases 1 to 2097 code for a protein of 698 amino acids. The transcript has 13 exons.